Molecule: messenger RNA, 7898 nt
Organism: Erpetoichthys calabaricus (reedfish)
Lineage: Eukaryota; Metazoa; Chordata; Cladistia; Polypteriformes; Polypteridae
Gene: ism2a
Product: isthmin 2a
Exons: 6
Coding region: 869-2287 (472 amino acids)
Source: RefSeq, a predicted model, not a curated record
UCCAAGAGAGUAGCGGAGGAAAGACAAAGCUGUGUGUGAGCAAAAAAGGCAGUUUUGUCGGAAACUCGCGGCCGUGCCAUAGGUAAAGAUUUGGAAAGGCAACGGGACUCCUGCCCGGCGCUGCUUCUCACGUUACUUCAUUGCUGGGGGGCUUAGAUGGAGUGAAGUGUUGCUGCGCUGAGACUAGCACUCUUGAUCAGUAUACCCUUUUCAUUCCCAGCCAGGGGAGCUCUGAAGACAAGCGGUGGAGAUUUGAAAUCAAAGGCAAGACGAUAGAAUUUUAAUGGACAAGGCUUCGUGCGUCUGUUUGGAUUUAAAAUGCUCAGAUGCGCAUCAAUGGGGCUGCCACAUGGACGUGCGUAUGAAGAGAGAGAAUACGCAAUCCUGUUUUAAAGACUAACGCAACUUCACAGAAAGGAGAAAACUCGAGCCGAAUGGGCAUCUUCAAACGUAAACCUGAAUCUAGACAAAGUGGAUUGGAUUAAAGGGGGCCAAAUAACAGAUGCAUCCAGCAAGCACACAUAUAUAAUCCGUUCUCGAAAUUCCCUCCUCUGUCCCGGCUCUUCUUAUUAAUUAGUAAGAAAGGGGUCGUUUCAGACAAGGCGGCCGGCACUACAGAGCAAAGGGGAAUACAAGAAACGUGCUCAUAAUCUGGAAGAGCGAUCAGAGGAUUCGAGCAGCACAGACUGCGUCCUACACAGAAAGGGGAGAUCGCAAGCCGCUGACAAAUCCCCAUACACUUGGAGUGCACGGAGCCGCCGAUUUGUUUUAAACUUACAGUAGACGAUCUGCUGCUCGGUUUUUUUUUUUCGCUUUAUUUUGAUCUUUUUUUCUUGCUGCUGUUCUCAUUGUUGAUCAUUUGACAGAAAUGCACCGAAGUGCAGGAAGAGCAAUGCCGUUGCUCUGCGUGGCUUUUUUGGCUUUAUGUGUAAUUGUAGUGAAAGGAUUCCCUACGAAGAAACAUGGCAGCACCCCAAAAUACUCGGGGGCGUAUCUGGAGGUUAAGGGUCGAGGAGCCGCUAGUGCCUCUCAUCAGGGGUUGGACAUUUUGCAACAAAACAACAGAAUUAAGAGUUGGAAAAGAACUGGCCCAAGUAACCCCCGUCGACACAAGAGGAGGUGGUCUCAGCAGCGCAUGGGUGGGACUUACACUCAAUCCAAGGCUGAACUGGAAGACAGCAAGCCCUUUGUUUUGGACCUUAAGAACUUUCCUGACCUGGCUAAUGCUGACCUCAGCUCUCAAAAUCCAAACAUUCAGGUAACCAUUGAGGUGGUUGACGACCCACAAGCAGAAAUCGAAAUGGAUCUUGUGAAGGAAAGCCGCAAUGACUGGUCUUUGUCCUCUGCCGACUGGCUAGCUCACAAAGAGCUGUUCUGGCCUCUGUUUUGGAAAUAUCCAGACCCUGCAGAGGACAGUAAUGGACAGGCAGGACAAGAUGAGGAGGAUUACACCGAUUACGACAGUGAAGGGUCUGUUUUGAGCAGUGUGGAUGGUGAUUGGGACCGUAGGUGGCCUGGACACAAGGGAUGGGGCCCCAAAGAUAAUUAUGAAUAUGAAGAAGAGGAAGAGUGGAGUUCCUGGUCUCCCUGCAGUGCCACAUGUGGUAGUGGCAAUCAGAAGCGUACGCGGUCUUGUGGCUAUGCAUGUACUGCUACCGAAUCCCGAACGUGUGACCUGACGCACUGUCCAGGGGUUGAAGAUGAUAUUAAUGCUGUAACAGAUCUCAUGCCAUAUGGCGCUGAAAACAGUACAGACUUGUAUGAUGCUGAUCUUGACAGCUGUGACAAAUGGCUCAACUGCAAGAGCGACUUCCUGAAGAAGUAUCUUCACAAGGUGUUAACAGAACUGCCUAGUUGCCCGUGUCACUACCCGUCCGAGGCCGUGUACAGCACUGUCCACAUCUUUGAUGAGAAGCAAGGCAAGACUUAUCGAUGGCGGGACGCGAGCGGCCCCAAGGAGCGCCUGGAUAUUUACAAGCCCACUGCCAAGUUCUGCGUUCGCUCCAUGCUGUCUUUGGACAGCACCACCCUGGCUGCCCAGCACUGCUGCUACAAUGAGCAGAUGAGACUGAUCACCCGAGGGAAGGGCGCGGGCGCUCCCAACCUCAUAAGUACGGAGUUCUCCCCCGAGCUGCACUACAAAGUUGACGUGUUACCAUGGAUUUUGUGCAAAGGUGACUGGAGUAAGUUCCACGCAGUUCGACCGCCCAACAACGGCAUGCAAUGUACUGAAAACCCCACGGAGGAUGUCUAUAUGAAUGAGCUGGAAGAAGCAAGAGAAUAUUAAACGCAUUAGGACUUGCAAUUCCAUUCACAGACUUGUAUCCACUUAAUUGCACAAAAACAGAAAUAUCUUCCACUUUUUCUCCUGCUGAACCUGCAGUGAGGAUGUUGCUUAUGUUGGCUGGCUGAUGAAUCUGCAUCUGUUAAAAUGAGAGCCGUGCCUUCUUUAGUUUCUUGGUUGACGUUAGCAGUCUGAUUCAUUAUUUGGUGCUCGUGUCACUAAAUGCAAUCAACGGCUUCUACUAGAGGAGGCCAAACUGAAGCAUGGGAUAGCGGACUGUUUUAAAGAGCGUACUAUGUUAUAGCGCACCUGUGUCUACGUUUUGGGGUCAGAUGUUUGACAAAACAUUGGCACCUUAAGGAGCGGAAAAAGCUUUUUGCUCUCGUGUGACAUCCUAUCCAUGUGGGUGCUUACAAAUGUACUUAUCUGCAUCUUUUCUAACGUUACGUCCUCACAGUGAUAUUUGCUGCUACAAACUUUUCCUCCACCUAAGGUGUCGGAACCCUUCAGCGGGGUGUCGGAUGGACACCAAUAGGAAACACAUUUGGGCAGGUGCUGGAUUUUCCUGGGUCUAUUACCUUUUUUUUCCAUGGAAAAUGAUCUAGUCAACAUUGCUAAUGUUCCACAGAGUAGUAACAGAAUACUAACUUAAGCUUCUCAAAGCUCACGCUGGCAGAGUUCCAGACCGGGAGAGAAUCAAGGGAAAGAGAUCAGAUGUGUAUGUACUGUAUAUAGAGGACACCAUCGGUUCUACAGCUGUUUGCUUUCUGGGGGGUUUGGAGGGAGGGUGAGGGUAGGGAUGUGGGCAAACAACUACAGUUUCAAAUACCCACUUGUUCUCCAACUUGUGAACCGGGAAAUUAAAGGAGCGUCUUUUCUUUCAACUUCUUUCCCCAAUUGACCGUUUGCAGCCAGGGUCCCCCAACGGAAUUUGUUGUGCUGCUGAUCUCUGGCCAUUCAGAAGUUUUCAGCGUGAGGCCCUCUGAGGUUAGCGGCGUGCCUCCCAUACUGUAACGGGACCGUCCUUCUGUCCUACAUAUUUCCUGCCAGAGGCCUCCUUGAUCGCUGUUGCCAGUUUCAUGGUCACAGUUGCAUAGCCAAUGAGUGGGAAACAAAGUUACUGCAGGCUCUCCGGGCGUGCGGCUCUCAGUUAAUACACCUUUAGAAAUCCUCACUUGGAGAUGUUUUGAAAUGUGCUGAGGUUUUAGUGAAGUAAUUUUACACACCUUAGUAAACAGGCAUCAGGGCUGGCCAUAUUUAAGGCUGCUGUAUGUUCAGUAGUUUUAUUUAGAGAGGCCAGUUCGCAUUCCUUUAGCAGACGUUUCUAACAUUUCUGUCUUUCUAAGGCACACAAUUCCAAGAGAUAAUUGUGGGAAAAGUAAAACCACUAUGGAAUGGUACAGUAUUAACUUUAGUGCACUUUUUCCCUUAUUAGACAAGCUGGAUUAUUUUAUGCUCUUUCUCAAGGUUAGAAUUUACAGUGUUCACAUUAGUUGAUUUAACAAAAAAAAAUAAAUAAACAGAAAGGCAUUGUGACACAUGAUGGCUUAUUAUUCAGGAUUUGCAAAGGAUGUUGUCCUGCAAUUUAUUCAGAUUGGAGGCCGCUUCAGAAACGCUUCCACCAGUAUGCAAAUAUAACAAGUUGCCUCUUUUAUUAAGACAAAGAAGUGAAACCAGUAACAACAACCACAUUUUCCCAGCCCCUUUUCUGUGCACUCUGGUAAUAAGUGGAGAAGCCCCUAGCUACUAAAUACUACACUGCAUCCCACUAGUUCAUCCACAGUGGUGGUGGCAGGGCUGACCACCACUGACACUUUUUUUCCUUUGGGUCCUGAGCAGCACCUACAGUAGGCUCAUAAGAGACUGGAAGUGUCUCAAACAAUCUUGACGUCUCUUGCGUCAUUAAUGCAGGAAUCUCAUCCCAGUUGUGUGGUUGAGGAAAGUGCUGCAAGCUUCACAAAGAAAUGUUGGUGCACCAAUCUGGUCAUCCCCAUUUCUGAGGCUAGGGAUCUGCACUGACAAUCGGAAGGUUGCCGGUUCGAAUCCCGUAAAUGCCAAUAGGGACUCUGCUCUGUUGGGCUCUUGAGCAAGGCUCUUAACCUGCAAUUGCUGAGCGCUUUGAUUAGUGAGAAAAGCGCUAUAUAAAUGCCAAGAGUUUUUCUGUUAGCAAAAAAAUGUAACGAAAAAGGGCCGUUGUGCAUGUGGAAGGAAGGGUGGAAGGAGCUCCGUCCAAGGGUGCGUUUUGUUCAAGACUGAACACCUCCUUCUGGCAGCUGCAAGCUUUAUAGGUGAGGGAGCAGAAGUGGUGGAGCCAGUUGCCCUCAGUGGGAUGUGGAGGGAACAAAAGAGGAGAAGGUUAGCAUGAGCAACCCCGUCUCGACCCAGGGUUGUAGUACCUACCUCAGAUGAGCCCAGAGAGUGAUCCACAGAUGUGCAUGCCUGACGCUAUCAAAUUCUCAUUCUUCAGACUCCGUAGGAUUUAGUUUGGCAGGUUCGGAGGGAGAUCAUCCUUGCCUCUGAUUUGCGAUGACAGCGAGGAAUGAGCAGCCAUUGCUUUAUAAGUCACUGGUCCUCUGCUGCUGUUGCAGGAACCCUCUUGGGACCCCCAGUGUAAUUACAGUUAUCUUGCAUGAGGUCUUGCACCUUCUCAACACAGUUUUGCUCUCAGUCUGUUUGUGAAUCGGGGUCUUGUAAGGCGACAAGUACGCUUUCUGUUAUUUUUGAUUUGCUGGGUGCAGCUCUAAUCACAACAAUGUAUAAUGUGUGCUGUCAAGUAUCUUUUAAACUUCUGUCUAGUGAGCACCCCACCAGGCUUGUUUUUCCAUUAACAGCUACGGUCAAAUGCAUAUUUCAGCAUAAUUCACGUUGGCUCUCCUUUGUGUCUCAGGCCCAUCGUUUGUAUUUAUUUCAUAUGAUACCGCUGCCAUAGCCCACUCAGAACUGAACUGCUAGGAUCAAUACAUAGAAAAAGCGAUCCUUAAAAAUGAGUAAAAUAUCAACAGAGCUCAGUAAAAUUAAACUGAUUUCAGCAAACUGCAGUUUUAUUCCACUGACAAUUUCCAGCUUAUCUUUGUUUAAAAUGGUAUGCUAAAGAGAGGAGAUAGAACUUUUCAUAUACAUUUUCUUCUUCUUUCACCACUUCUCUGUGGGGUCAAUGUUUUCUAGGUUUCAGCGUGACUUUUAUGGCCAGAUGCCUUUCCUGAUGCCAACUAUGCCCCAUGUUUAUCCAUGAUUGGUACUGGUACCAAAAUGGAGGCUGGGUUUUUGCAUAUACAUCUGAUACAUCGGAUACAUUUCUUAAAUAAAUUGUGUCAUAUUGCCAUUAUAAGCUAAAAACACUGAACCAUGUUAAUAAGGCACAAUCAUUAGGACUGGGAUUUUCCAAUCCGUUCCAUCUCCCCUACCCUAAAUAUGCCAUCAGUUUACAUUCCAGUCUUUAAUAGUCAGAAGCGGAUUUCUUCCGUUUAGCCAAACACCUUGUUUUAAACAGUUUAUUUUUACAUGCUGUGUGUGGAGUCAGUUAUAACUUUCACAAAAUGACUAAAGAGUUUGCUCUCCUCUGGUUCUUAGAAUGCAUAUGAUAUGAGCUGGGUGGCAUGGUGGCACAGUGAUUAGCUCUGCUGCCUCAGAAACUCAGUUAAAAUCCUAAACCAGUCACCAUCUGUGUGGUGUUGUACCCUCAUUUACUUGGACUUCCUACUGUUGCCCCUUGAAUUGGCUGUUAGCCCUCUAGAAGUGAGCGGCUGUGUCCUACGAUGGGCUCCGCAGCCUGGGUAGGUACCCUGUAACCCACUGAUGCAUUCAGUUGGUUCCGAAAAUGUUUGUCUAUAUUAAAGGAGUGAGUUCUGAGAUUAACCCAUGCUAAGUGAGUUCAGAGUGUAAACAGGGGCACUGAUAUUAAAUUAGACAUUUAAUGGUGACGCUAAAUUAUUAGCCACCACAUGUAAACAUUUUCUAAAAUUUUAAGACCCCCUUAAAGGGUGAAUAAAAAUGAGUAGCCUUUGGCGGGCACAUUGCUAGGGUUUGAUGCUGAGGUAGGCUUUAGUGCCAGAAAUCCUGGACCAGAUAAAGCGGGUUUGACAAUGAAUCAAUCAGUAUUGGGGGUAUGCCGCACAUUUUUCCACUUGGCUUGAGAUAGGUAAACUAGAUAGUGGCAGGGUUUGUUUUUGAAUUGUGUCGAAUUAGACUAAAAAUUAGUAGAUGGGAACUGGCCUGAAUUAAAACAUGUGGCAUCCAUAUAUCUCCAAGACUGGGUUUGAGAGCCACUGUUUCUGAAGAUGCUACCAUUGGGCAGUGGUUGGCAGACAUUUAAAGGGUAGCCCCUUCAUGCAUAUAAACUGGGAAUUCCCUGCAUUUCCCAUCUUAGGUGUUUUCUUUGGUUCCCUUGUUCACACAUGCAAAAGCAAGCCAGCAGUUACCCAAUUUUUCCAAACUGAUGUCCUUUACUUAGCCUCUCCAUGUUUGUCUACUCAAUCUUUAAUAGCACAGCAUUUGCUUUGUGAGAACUUCUUCACUGAUUGAACAAUUCUUCAGUCAAGUGUAGCUUUCAUUGGGCCCAUAGAAAGAUGUUGUCUGCAUGAGUGCAAUGAGAUCUGCAGAUAUAACAUCUUCACAGCAUCCUGGAAGAUGACAGAGCAACCAGGGCCAUUAGUCUGGUGAUGCCAGUGGCAAGAUGCCUCGAGCUGUCGCUUCCUUUUUUAAGGGUUUAGCUGCCUCUCUCAGUGUUGGGCACCGACUUCACGGCCAAAGGACACUUUCUGCUCACAGUUUGUGUAGCCCAAUUUGUACGGGUCGAUCCACUUGAAGCUUCUUCCUCUGAUUAUCAUUAUUAAGAAUUAAUUAAUGACUGGCACCAGCACACACAUUUUGGGGCAUUCAGGAACGAGAAUUGUUAUAAUCUGCUACAUGACAGCGUGACUCAUAUUAUUAUCAGAGGGUUGGCGAAAUACAGAACUUCUAACUGCUCGCAUAUUUGCAUAUAAACAUUACGCCUAAGUUUUUAUAGUUCUAAAUAGUGUCACAAGAAAGGGAACAGUUUCAAAACACAAAUUGCAAAAACAAUUCCAGAGAGUGAUUUGAGCAUUUUGAAUAUAUUUGAAGAGUAUGGCUACGCUAAAUGGGCCUUAAAGGUGCUUUAGAGGAAUGGAUCAAUAAUAUUCAAUGUUUACACAUUUCUAACAUCUGUCAGGAUUGAAAUCAAAAUAUUCUUUAGUCAUCAGAUUAUUGUUUUUUUUUUUUUUGUUCAUUAAGAAAGGCACUUUAUUGUAAAACAAUACAUUCUGUACCAAUAGUUUGUAUUUUGUGUUUUUUGGUACAUGUGUAAAGGGAUCAGUUAAAACAAAUGCUGCAUUUUCUUGUGUAUGUAAUGUAAGUAUUGUUAGCAUGAUGUACUUUAUUAAUUUUUUUUCACUUGAUAUUAGAUAUAUUCCUGUACAGUAUUUAUUGCCCUAUGUUAAGUAAUUGCUUGAGCUUUGAAAGAAAUACUCAAUUAUUAUAUGACACUGAAGCUGCACUAUUGAAGGUGAAUCCGAGUCUGAGAGGAUCUCUGUGUUACGUGGAAAGAGAAACAAUCUGCAUACUUAACAGCCUGUUUAAAUAAACGAUAUUAUCUACU